Messenger RNA from Botrytis fragariae, 2784 nucleotides. RefSeq names its product putative mitochondrial dynamin gtpase protein. The record is from RefSeq and is a predicted model, not a curated record. The transcript has 4 exons. The coding region runs from base 1 to 2784 and encodes 927 amino acids. Gene Ontology annotation, cellular component: microtubule; cytoplasm; membrane. Gene Ontology annotation, molecular function: GTP binding; GTPase activity; microtubule binding. NCBI's taxonomy places the organism in Eukaryota, Fungi, Ascomycota, Leotiomycetes, Helotiales, Sclerotiniaceae.
AUGAGUGGGAGGCUGCUAUCGGCGAGGCUUCUGCCCGCAGCUCAACGUAUCAACUCGCAAUCUGCCAGACAUUUCCAUCAUAAUGCGGUAUCUACUGCUGGUGGUCUACUCAGAUCAGAAUCCGCCGUUCGUAUUGCAAGAGGAAGAUUAUGGCCGGCAGGACAUACACCAUUCUCUAAUGCUGUAGUCGUUCGAAAUGCUUCAUUUGUUCGCAUCCUACCAAACAUAUUGUUGAAGUUUGCAAGAAUACCUGCUCUUUUCGCCGGAGUGACUGUUGGUGGUUUAGCAUAUAUUCAAUACCAGGCCACCCAGGCUGGUAAUUAUGUUGCAGACAUCUUCAACUCAACGACGAAUACUGUGUCUGGAGUAGCAGGUGGUUUGUUCGGCAGUGCAAAAGAUAUUGCAAGUCAAACGCGAGAAGGAUGGGAGAAAACAAAAGAAUCUGUUGAGUUGCCGGAGUGGAUGCAAAAGGUGUUACGGAUUCAUGAAGAGAUUGGGGAAGGAAGUGGUGGAGGUGGGGCUGCAGGAGGAAGUGCUGCCGCCUACGGAUAUGAUCAAUAUUCAGAAGACGAUAGAUCUCCUGCAGUUGCUGCCCGAGAUGAUCAAAUGAUGGUUUUGACCAAAAAAAUGAUUGAGAUCAGAACUAUAUUGCAGACUGUGGGACAGUCAAACGCUCUUACUUUACCAUCAAUUGUGGUUAUUGGUUCACAAUCAUCGGGGAAAAGCUCUGUGCUAGAAGCAAUCGUAGGACAUGAAUUCCUACCAAAGGGUUCAAAUAUGGUUACACGACGACCCAUAGAGUUAACCCUCGUCAACACCCCUGAUUCACAGGCGGAAUAUGGAGAAUUUCCCGCUCUUGGUCUAGGAAAGAUUACCGACUUCUCGCAUAUCCAGAGGACAUUGACGGAAUUGAAUUUGGCCGUUCCUGACACAGAAUGUGUUUCCGAUGACCCAAUUCAGUUGACCAUCUCGUCACCCCAUGUUCCUGACUUAUCCCUCAUCGAUCUUCCUGGAUAUAUCCAGGUUGUUGGUGAAGAUCAACCUGCGCAACUGAAGCAGAAAAUAGCCGAUUUGUGUGACAAGUACAUUCAACCUCCUAAUGUUAUUCUUGCUAUUUCUGCUGCAGACGUGGAUUUAGCCAACUCAACUGCUUUACGAGCAAGCCGAAGAGUUGAUCCACGAGGUGAACGUACUAUUGGCGUCAUCACAAAGAUGGACCUUGUCGAUCCUGCUAGAGGAGUCUCCAUCCUCAAUGAUCGAAAAUACCCCUUAAGGCUCGGUUACGUUGGUGUUGUGUCACGAGCACCACAACAAUCACAAACUAGAUCAUUGUUCAAAGCAGGAAAUGGAAGCAUCUCGGAAGCCAUCAUCAAGAAUGAGCACGCAUUCUUCUCAUCUCAUCCUGUGGAGUAUGGACCUGAUGCUGGCCUAAAUGUUGGUACUACCACUCUCCGUAAGAAGCUUAUGCAUGUACUCGAACAAACCAUGGCGGCGAGUCUUCAAACUACUAGUGAUGCCAUCCACCAAGAGCUUGAAGAAGCGACUUAUGAGUUCAAGGUUCAAUAUAACGACCGACCUCUGUCUGCAGAAUCUUACCUUGCCGAGAGCCUCGACGCUUUCAAGCAUUCAUUCAAGGAAUUUGCCGAAACUUUUGGACGACCACAAGUUCGUGAGAUGCUAAAAGAAGAGCUUGAUCAACGAGUGUUAGAUCUUUUAGCAGCACGUUACUGGAACAGACCUAUCUCGGAUCUUUCACCUUCAUCACCAGAACCUAAUACCCUAGCCGAGCUCCCAACAGCUGACCCAGACUCCCUAUUCUGGCACCGUAAACUCGAUGCCUCUACUUCUGCCCUCACGAAACUUGGUAUUGGCCGUCUUGCAACUCAAGUUGUAGCCAAUGCAAUUCAAAGCCAUGUUGAUCGGUUAAUAUCUCAAUCGACGUUCGCUGCUCACCCAUUUGCUCGUCAAGCUAUCACCGAUGCUGCAGCUGGCAUUUUGAAUGAGAGGUUCUAUAGUACAAGUGAUCAAGUUGAGAACUGUAUAAAGCCAUAUAAGUUUGAAAUCGAUGUUGAAGAUAGUGAAUGGUCACGAGGCAGAGAAAAUGUCACCUCUGUGUUGAAGAAUGAACUCAAAGCUUGUGAAGAUGCAUCUAAGAAUUUGGAGCAACAUGUUGGUGGAAGAAAGAAGUUAAGAGAUGUGAUGAGUUUUGUGGAUAAAGCUAGAAAGGGUGAAAUUAUUGUUGAUGGUGACGCUAGUGGUGCUGGUGGAUUCAGUUCUGCUUUAUUGCAAAAAGGUCGUGAAGCGGUCUUCCUCCGCGAUCGCUCCACCCUUCUUGCUCUCCGACUCAAAGCCCUCAAAUCCACCCAAUGUGCCUCCCUCAAAAACAAGUACUAUUGUCCCGAAGUCUUCCUCGACGUCGUCUCCACCAAACUCACUUCAACUGCUGUUCUCUUUUUAAACGUCGAACUUCUCUCCGAAUUCUUCUACCAAUUCCCUAGAGAAUUGGAUCAAAGGUUAGGCAGAGGUUUAACAAAAGAAGAAGUUGAGAAAUUUGCGAGAGAGGAUAAGAAGGUUGAGAGACAUCUAGAAGUUAUUAGGAGGAAAGAGUUAUUGGAGUUGGUCUUGGGGAAAAUGGAAGGGUUGAGGGAUUUACGCGAGUUGGAUAAUGGGGAAGCGAGGAGACCUCAGAGGGGACCCAAGAAUGGGAGAGGAGGACCUGGAAAGGAGGGUGUGAGGGGCCCUGGUGGGAAAGAAAAUGGAAGGGGUGGAUGGAGUUUGUUUUAG